Molecule: messenger RNA, 3715 nt
Organism: Hyaloscypha bicolor E
Lineage: Eukaryota; Fungi; Ascomycota; Leotiomycetes; Helotiales; Hyaloscyphaceae
Exons: 2
Coding region: 1-3456 (1151 amino acids)
Source: RefSeq, a predicted model, not a curated record
AUGGAUAUUCCACCCCUCAAUCGACCCGCCAGCCGCGACAAAAGCAUCGGUGAGAGCUUCACGAUGCGUCCUCGAGCUGGAAGUGCGAUAGACCCGACCGUCAACGGGCUGAUGGCUCGGGGAUCUGACGAGAAUCGGUCUCCUGCUACCGUCCCGAGGGCAUUCAAAAGCAUGCUGAAGACUACGACAGAGACCGGGGAUAUCGGAAUGUUCUCCAUCAAGCCGUCUCGCGUUCCACAAUCCAUGAGUACCCCUCGAAGAAUUGGUGCGAGCUACAAUGAAGACGGCUUGCAGAAAUCGAGACAAACCUUCCAUCCGUUUGGAGUACCCAAUGUCGACGACAGGCGGCGAUUGCCUUCGUAUGCGAGAGAUACCACAUCAGAGGUCAUUUCCAUGUACGAGACUGCAAGCCAGAAAUCUGCUAGUCGACUCUUCAAUGACCCUGACUAUCGAUCUUAUUCCAUGACACAAACAUCAUAUUCAGCUUACACCUUGUCGAAUCAUCGCUCAUAUGCAAGUCUCCGAAGCCAACAAGACGGCAGUGGACACCUUCAACGUCCGCGGUCUCCCUUCGCGUAUCCUGCACGGCUCAGGCGCCCUGGUUUUCGUCCAUCAUCCCCAGCACUGACAGAUGGUGGUAUUGUUGAUUACAGCCGCCGUGCAGAGAUUGAUCGAAAGGCCUAUGGAGGUCAUAGUACUUCUUCACCAUCAUCUCUUUACGCUCAAAAGCGGAAGCCUCCCUUGUCACUUCGCCAAGACGCCAACAGAUCUACUCAUUCUCUUCUCAGCCAACCUUCACCUCCACGCCGAUCUCCGAGUCCUGGCCUAAGGCAAAGCAGCGGAAAUAUAGCCCAGGACUGGAGUCGGAGAAAUGGCUCGUCCGGAAAUACCUCACCUGCUCGAAGCACCUUCAGCCUUGCCUCAACAGUCAAUCUUUACGCCACUGUGUCCGGGACAUCGAAUGCCACAACACCAGGAAAAUUGGCCCCGCCUUCUCCGCUGUACUACGACUACACGGAAGACUUUGAGGUCGAUGGCUACAACCGGGCAGAAGAGUCGCUGGGUUCACCGCCACAUUUCAGUAUCGACAAAACGAUUCCCGAGGAGCGGCGCGCAAGUGCUGAGCGUCCUCCAUCCAUGGAAUCUCGGGUGCAUCGAUUGAGCAGUAGUCCUCGACCUCCUUCUUCCCCAACACCAACACCGGCUAACCCAAAGCCAUUGGAAGGCACCCAAAACCGAAUGGUGGCUCUGCUGAGUGGAGAGCAGUUUGAAUCAGUCCAGCCUUCACACAACAAGAGACAUACUUCAAUCCGAGAAACCAACAAUUCCAUCGAUAAGAAGAUUGUGAGAUUGUCAGGUCUAGGAUUCGGGGCUCAAGAAUUGAGUACACAUGUUGAAGAAGCUUUUGGACUUCUCCCAACGAAUUCGUUCGAGGUUUCCGUAUCUCAAAAUGAGUCAGAAGAGGUUACUUCUGGAAACCUGAAUGGUGAAGUACUUGGAGGAAAAAGGGGCAAGAUUGCAGAAACUCAGUUCAUGUCGAGCUUCUCCAACAGAUGUGAUGCGUAUCCACCUCGUUUAUCGUCCCUUCCUUCAACCAGAAGUGGAUCACGGACCGAUGCCAUCACAACUCAUGAGGGAGAGCGGAGCAUAGACACCACGACCCAUGCCCGGGCCUCCCCAGAUCCGGUCCAGCUUCCUCGGGCUUCGACUUCUCUGCCUGACUCUUCCAGGUCGAGAGAUAUGGAAACAGCUGCACAGGGGUCAAACUUCGCGUCUGCGUCGACUUCAAGCCAGAGUCGACUCCGCUCUAGCAGUGGAUUCAAACCCAUGGAUCCAGGAUUUGCUGAGUUGACCGACCUCCUAAAAACUCUUGAGCAAUCAAAUCGAGGAAGACACCCCGCGAAGGCGCAGCCGGUGUUCACAGCUCCUAUUGAGACCCCAAUCUUAACCCCACCCUACCCGAAUGGGUCGGUGCUAUGCAGCACAAAUAUAAAUCACGCUCAGUCGCCUAUCAUCACUUCCUCCAAUAGACCCUCUACAAAAGAACUUCAUGCUAGCACUCAGAUUCAACCAACGAAGCGAAAUCAGCUUUAUAAUGGAGGUCGAAAAGCAGUUGCACCGACUCUUGCGACAUAUGAAGGAUUUGAUGCGCCCAUAUUCAACAACCAAACGGCAAUACGAGCUAUACCACGUUCCAGUUCUCCAAUGCUCGCCCCGAAGCCAAUAUCACCAGCAAGGCAAUUGAAAUUGAAGAACAGUGUUCCCCAAUUGAUGAAGGCUCUGCCAACUCUGCCGGCUGAACCGCUGGUCCGAGCCACAUCACCAAUUAAUGCCCUCAAAUCAACUGCACAUGAGAUGCCAUAUCAUUUCUCUCCCUUGAUACCAGAGCUGAGCCCUCCGCCGGUGCAAGAAUCACGCCACGAAUCCCACAAGGUCGUGUCGGCCCAAGGGCCUCCGGUUCCUCCAAAGGAAGAGGUAUUAAAGGCUCGGGCUGCGUUUGGGUCACGAUCUAGUGAAGCUAUUUCGGAGCAGCCACCGUCUUCAGGUUCGCCGACAAUAUCACAACCUCUGCCCCGCCUCAAACUCAAGAUGAAGAGUUUUACGAAUCUGCGACCGCGUUCCCCACCCAGUCCCAGACCGUGGGAGAGGGAGGAGAUUCAAACUUGCUCGAUUCCUGACCCAGACGCUCCUGUACAGGAACCGGCCCAAAGCGAGAAACCUGCAAACCCUAAGCCACCAAAGUUCAGACUGAAGAUUACUCGAGCAUCCACUUCUACCUUUGGGACUGUUCGUGUGAAUCGAGAAUCUGGAGAAUCAGGGGUGGCUGCAGGAUUCCAUUUACCCAGCCACAAAGACUUGUUCACAUCCACUUCUGGAAUUGACAACAUUUUCCGACAAGUAAGCCAGCAUCUUCACUCUAGAAAGACUAGUGUGGCCAGCAAUACUGGAUCCGAGUCCUUUCGUCCCUCAACGUCAUUGCUAAGUCCAAAGUCGCAUCUUGCACCUAAAACCACAUCUCCGACCAUGGAUUUCGACAUUUCAAAACCUCAGUCAACAAAACCCUUACUUGCCCAUGAGGCUCGUAACGUCCUUUCUGACAAUACUUCUCAUAUGCAAGGCCAUGGUGGUAUGCGAGGCAGACUUUCCAAUUUGACGGCUCGGGUUGCACCUCCCUAUGCCAAUAGGAUUGGGUCACAAUCGUACGAUGAUCUCACGUGGAGAGACAGAAAUCUACCAGAGGCUACAGCACCAAUAGCACAGAGAUCUGCAUGUAAUCUGCACAGCAGGAGCAAAAGCACCGAGUCCAAACCUCUUCGCCGUUUUGCCGAAAGAAUGCAUCACCAUAGAUUGAGAGAGAAAGUCCAAGGAUGGGUUAAGGAAGCUCGAACGGUCAUCAAAUCUCGUAUGAAGUCAAGAAGCACCACUGGAUCUGGCCAGGAUGAGGUCGGCCCAUAGGUGCGGAAUGUGGCGUUUGCUCUUGCGUAUUGUUUGAAGUUAAGGUCAUUGAUAUUGCGCUAGUUGCUGUUACUUUUUGUCUAGUCUGUGCUGUCAGGCUGUCAGACUCUCUCUCUCUCUCAUGGAGCCAUUAUGUUGUGGAGUGCAGGACCGCUAGAGGAUGUUUGUGGCCGUAGGGUUGAAGCUAGGCUGGGCGGCAUGGCACUAGGGUACUUUGAAUCGUUGCCUGGCCCCAACUUAUCAAUUCAAUGAACUUUAC